Molecule: messenger RNA, 982 nt
Organism: Brassicogethes aeneus
Lineage: Eukaryota; Metazoa; Arthropoda; Insecta; Coleoptera; Nitidulidae
Source: the annotation of a GenBank genome assembly
CUUUUUCGGUUGGUAACGCUGACUUUUGAUUGAAGAAGAAGAAGAAUUUUCUGACACGGUGUCUCAUGCUUGCUGACUCCCAUAAAAUAGCGGCUAAAUAUAAUUAAUUCUUAAUGUAUUUUAAUUGUGAUGUGUAGUUAGAGUAUAUUAGACGCAAUGUCUAUUAAUUUUAUACAUGUUGUGCUCUACAAUUUAGUGCAUUUUACCUGUACAGUAAUCGAAUGUAUAGUUUAUUUACUAGGAAUAACUGUUGAUUUUUAUCAUGGGGUUUAUUAUGGGAAACACAAUAACGAUGUUUUACUCCAAAAACUUAAGUGUUUAGGAAAACCACCUACGCAUUUAACUGUUCUUUUGGGUCAUGAAGAACCUUCAUACAAAGAUUUGGCUAAUAUUGUUUUUUAUUGCAUAUCAACAGGAAUUCCAUAUCUGAGCUUUUAUGAUUAUAAAGGUGUAUUAAAAAAACAUCAAAAUGAACUGGAGUAUCACGUAAAUGAAAUGAAAAGCAAAAAAGACCACAUAAUAUGGCAUAACAAUUCCUCUUCAGUGCACAAAAACGGAUUCAUUGGCAGAAAAAUUCACUUAAAAGUGUUUUCCCAAGAAGAUGGACAGAGCAGCAUUGUAUCACUAUGUAAAAACAUUGCAUCAGAAAAAAUAGAAACCAAUUUUAGCAUAGACAGUAUAAACGAACACUUAAAAAAUCACUACGAGUUUCCAGACCCCGAAUUGGGGCUAUAUUGUGGUGAAGUGUUUAGUUUGUAUGAUUAUCCCCAGUGGCAAGUUCGUGUGACAGAGUUUUUAAGUGUUAAAAGUCAUCAUAACCUCACUUUUGAAUUAUUUAUUGAUAAGUUAUUAAGGUUUGGUAAAUGUGAACAGAGACUAGGAAAAUAAAUGUUUUAAAUUAUUUUCGAUUCCAUAAAUGUGUUAGACUGUAUAUAGGAUGUAAUAAUAAACUAAUUAAAAUAUAUAUAUUUAUUGAUAAUUU